Carya illinoinensis is the source of this 1070-nucleotide messenger RNA. RefSeq lists its product as uncharacterized. The record is from RefSeq and is a predicted model, not a curated record. Bases 234 to 848 code for a protein of 204 amino acids. Lineage: Eukaryota; Viridiplantae; Streptophyta; Magnoliopsida; Fagales; Juglandaceae. The transcript is spliced from 5 exons.
CUUCUUCUUGCACUAGUACACCACUAUCUUAGUCUCUCUCACUUCUUAGUGCUCACUUCAAACCUCUUUGAUUCUCACGGUGAACUCAUUUCACGCCGACGUCGCCACAAUGCCGUUCUCCCACGGAGAGUAAAAGGCUUAUCCGAUUCAAAACACGGCCAUCUUUCCCAUAAAAAAACGACGGUCUUUAGCGAGACUGGGAGAGAGACUCUGCGGCCUCAUUUACUUGAGAAAUGAGGACAGCCAAAGAAGGUAAGAAAAGCCGGAACCGGAGUUCCCCAUCGUCGCCCUUCAGGGACAGGACAACAACCACCCUUUCCUCCCCUGGGAUUGAUCCAACCUCAACGGGGUCUAUCCCAAAUAAAUCCAGACUCACUCCCUCCACCUCUCUCCUAGACCGCGAACUCGUUACCGAAGACGCCACCACUCUGUUUGAAGACCUCCGAAUCUCCCCGGAAUCCAACCCUCGGAGCUUCCCCUAUAGUGUGAAGCAGCAGUGCUGGGACAAGUCCGAGAAGGUUCGAGGCCGAGACCCGGAUCGUUGGCGCCGAGACGCCAUCGGCAACAUCGUCUUUCGGAAGCUCGUGGGUUGCCCGGGAUGUCUCUGUCAUGAUUAUGACCACAUUUUGCCUUACUCUAAGGGAGGACAAAGCACACUUGAAAAUUGUCAGGUUUUGCAGGCAACUGUUAAUCGAUCAAAGGGAAAUAGGACUGGGAUGUCAAGAGCUGAUCUCAUUCAAAAAAGUUCUUAUUGCCGAGUUUCAGGUCGUGACAUGGAUCUUCUUGAACUUUCUGCCUAUGGCAACGUCCGCCGCGGUCAAGACUCUGGGGGAUGUAGAAUUCAAUAGAAAUGCAAGCGUUUUUGUGAAGUUAAUUCCUACCUGGAGUUGGAUAUGAGUACGUGUGCUAACCAUUAAUUCACCUGGAGCUUUAAGUUCAUGGCGCCAAAAAAAAAUUGAUUUUGUUCGGUUAGGUGUCUUAUAUAAAUGUACUCAAGCUACUCUAGCUGAACAGCAUCCUUGUUCACACCAAGUAAAAUGAUCAAAAUAUUGUGUAUUUUGACUGUGCUA